Gopherus evgoodei (Goodes thornscrub tortoise) is the source of this 6095-nucleotide messenger RNA. RefSeq names its product PWWP domain containing 3A, DNA repair factor (gene PWWP3A). NCBI's taxonomy places the organism in Eukaryota, Metazoa, Chordata, Testudines, Testudinidae. The transcript has 16 exons. The coding region runs from base 975 to 3392 and encodes 805 amino acids. The record is from RefSeq and is a predicted model, not a curated record.
GCCCCCGAGCACCCCGUUCUCCCGCUCACCCCCCCAUAGGGGGCCCCUGAGCACCCCGUUCUCCCGCUCACCCCCAUAGGGGGCCCCCGAGCACCCCCGUUCUCCCGCUCACCCCCAGAGGGGGGCUCCUGAGCACCCCGUUCUCCCGCUCACCCCCAUAGGGGGCUCCUGGGGGCUCCUGAGCACCCCCGUUCGCUCACCCCCCUCAUAGGGGGCUCCUGAGCACCCCCCGUUCUCCCACUCACCCCCCAUAGGGGGCUCCUGAGCACCCCCGUUCUCCCGCUCACCCCCCCAUAGCGGGGCCCCGAGCACCCCCGUUCUCCCGCUCACCCCUCAUAGGGGGGCUCCUGAGCACCCCCGUUCUCCCGCUCACCCCCCAUAAGGGGCUCCUGAGCACCCCCAUUCUCCCGCUCACCCCUCAUAGGGGGGCUCCUGAGCACCCCCGUUCUCCCGCUCACCCCUCAUAGGGGGGCUCCUGAGCACCCCCGUUCUCCCGCUCACCCCCAUAGGGGGCCCCCGAGCACCCCCGUUCUCCCGCUCACCCCCCAAUAGGGGGCUCCUGAGGAAUUGGGGGCUGGGACCCUUGUGUAGCGGCGGGGUGGCUCCAACUACUCAUUUCUCCUCAGACGAGGCGCGUGGGGCUCCCCCCCCGCUGGCUUCCGCCCCCCGCGCCCUGACCCACACAAGGGAAACGGGGGGGGGGGGCGUGCCGCUUCCCGUGAAGACUAGGCUGGGCUGUGUGUAUAAGAUAGACCAGCCCUGUCCCCCCACAGGUGUGUGAGAGAGACUUUAAAGGGCCCCCUGGUUUCCUUCCCCUCGCCCCCUGAGCUGUGUGACUUUUUGCAUCUGCGUUCACGUUUCCACGUUCAUUUUUAUGGGGACCAAAAAACAAGACUUCGUGUAAAUUACGUCUUCAGCCUUAAUACACUGGGCCUGGCAGUAGUUACCUUGCUCAUCCUACAUGAAGCACAAUCAUGACAGAUCAAGAAUAUAUCCUAUGCAAAUGGAAGAACCGUUUAUGGCCAGCAAAGGUUUUAUGCAAAAUCAGAACUUCCAGAAGACCAGUUGUUUCUAAAGCAAAAGCAGCCUCAUUCAAAGUUGAAAUACUCGGUCUGGAAGAACAGACUAAUGUGAACUGUGUGGACACGCAGCCUUUGGAGGAGGAGCGCAUAAAAAUUAUUGCCUCUGAAUUAACAGACCAGAGGAAUAAACCUAGUCACCCUGUGGAAGAACUGAAGUAUCGCAAAGCUCUUAGAAUCGCUCUAGAUAUUUUGAGUGCCUCUCCGAAACAAGUAAGGUCUUCAGAUGAGGGACAAACUACUCGAUCAGGCCAGAAAGAAAAUAAAAUAAGAAGUUCAUUAUCUCCUCCUGUGACUAGAUGUCCAAUAUCUUCCCCAAAAAUAAAAUUAGAAGAGGGUGAGACCUUGAGGGAAAAAUGGAAACAAAAGACACCCAGCCCACAAAUUGAUACAGAAAAAAACAAACAAAAAUAUCGGCUCAGUUCCAAGGAGAUGGCUAAAACGCGUGGAAACAGAACAAAUUCUUCAAUAUCUAAAUCUGGGAACUUUUCUAGCACAUGGAAGUCAGAAAGCCAGCAUUGCAAGACAUCUAAAUCAAAAGUAAAAACAUUGACUCAACAGAAAACAAUAAAAUCCAAAUUGUUGCCGAAGUCCAGAACAGGAAAAAGCUCAUCACUUUUGCUAAAGGAGAAUGAGAAAAGUAAGAAAGGAAGAAAGAGACCAAGAGAUGCAGGCGAACCCUCAUCUCCUAGCACUAAAUUCCCAGAUGAUACAUUACGUGUUUUUGUUAGAGAAAGUACCCCAGUAUCUGCUUCCUGCAAUUCUACUAUGUUAAUAUGUGCUGGAAAAAGGCCAAAUGUUAGGGGUCUGCCCAAAAAGAAAUUACUGGAUUUUUCUAUUACAAGUACUUCACCUGAAUUAGAGAGUAACAUCAAUGAAGAGAGAGACACUCCAGCGAGGAAAUAUAAAAUGUUAGAUGGGAGCAAAAAGCCAGUGAAUUCAAAGUGUGUUAGCUGGAAACAAAAGACUACUGCAGUGUCACCUCUGCGCAAAAAAGGGGGAUGCAUAAAUGGCCUGGAACCUUUAUCUGGGGCUUCUAAACACACGAAUUAUUCUGAUAGCCCUCUUUCUGAGUUUAAAAAAGAGGAGAAUAAGGGUACUUCACACAGUCCUGUGAAUAAAGCUAAAAACUGUCAGCUACCUGAUUUUGACGAAGACGAAGCAGGAUUGGACUCCUCUGAUCUGUCUUUGAAGUUUAGCUCUCCAGAAGGUAUCUCUCCCAAUACAACUUUGGUAGAUGAGGAGGAAGAAGAGGAAGAUGAAGAACUUCCUAGUAUUCUCUUACGUCAAGAACCAUGUUCAAUUGAACCAGGGAUGUUGGUCUGGUGCAAAUUGCCAAGAUAUCCAUAUUGGCCGGCAGUGAUAAAAAGAGUGACACGGAAAUAUAAAAAAGCAAGUGUGCUGCUAAUAGAAGCGGGUAUGAAUGGCAAGAAGGCAAAGGGUUUCUCUAUAGGUCUCAAAAAUCUAAAGCACUUUGAUUGUAAAGAAAAGCAGAAUCUAAUAGACAAAGCCAAAGAGGACUACAGCCGGGAAAUUGAGUGGUGCAUUGAACUGAUUGCUGACUACAGAAUUAGAGUUGUCGUUCUUUUACAGGAUCCUUCUUGGAAUACUGUGCUGAUGACAUCAACACCUGCUGAGACCUGGGGAGCUUUCCCUUAUUUGACACAGUGCGAAUGGUUGGUGAGGUACCAGCACCAUGUGUUUUUAGGCUAUCCAGUUAGAAAAGAAGUUAAUCAAGGUAAAAUACAAAUGACCUUCCCAGUCAUAGCAGAGGAAGACUUUGAAGAAUCUUUGUCCGAAACUACACCUAUCAAACCCUCCAAGAAAGUUCUUCCUGAUAGAAUGAGGGCUGCCAGAGACAAAGCCAACUCAAAGAUAGUCGACUUCAUAGUGAAGACAAAGGGGGCAGAGGCACAUCUUUUGGCUAUUUUGAAAAGCAAAAAGCAGUCCAGGUGGCUGAGAGAAUUUCUGAAUUCAAGUCAAUAUAUGACCUGUGAGACCUACCUUGAGGAUGAAGAGCAGUUGGACCUUGUGGUGAAUUAUUUGCAAGAAGUCUGUCAUGAAAUAGAUACCAGGAAACUGGAUGUAAAAAAUGGUGAUAGAAUAAAAUUUAUUUUGGAUGUCCUUUUGCCUGAAGCCAUCAUUUAUGCAAUUUCUGCUGUGGAUGAUAUAGAUUACAAGAAAGCAGAGGAAAAGUACAUAAAGGGACCAUGUGUCAGCAAAAGGGAAAGAGAAAUAUUUGACAAAGAAAUUCUAGAAAAAAAGGAACUGGAGCUGCUGAAGACUGACCUACACCCUGAAGAUAGCGUAUAGAAACAGCGGUAUGGACCUUUGAAGUCUGCACUGGCACUGAAUGUAUAUCAUGGAGAAGAAAGCAAAUUUUUAUAUGAAUUGUGAAAUAUUUUUACUUUUUUAUCAACAUGUAAAUAUAAUUUAGUGGAUGUGCUGAGUCUUCAGAAUGCUGUGUUCUUUUGGAUGCAGUUGUACUUGUACUUUUUUUGUUCUAUGGAACUGCUCAUUGCUUUCGUCUGAGUGAUAUAAUGCUGAACUACCUAUAAAAUUAAUUUUACAAAGAUGUAAUAAAUUUUUAUGGACUUAUUGCUAGAUGUCACCCUAUCCCACUUGACAUGUACAUUAGUAACGAUCUAAGCGGGUAAAUAGCAAGGUCUUCGUAAGGCUUUUGACAUAAUCAUGUAAUUUUGUAUUUAAUUUGUGUGGAUUCGCCAUUCAGAAAAUCUGUGGAAACAAAGGUCUGUUGUCAGAGGAACCUGUGAUGAUAGAAAUUACAGGAUUUUCUAUAGCCAAGUAUGCUUUGGUUGGUCGUUUCAUUACUGCUAAAUCCACUGGUUUUCCUAUCUGAACAUUUUCAGAGGUUGGUUGUCCUUGCACUACUUUUAUGUACCUGUAAGGAAAUAAAAUUAAAUGCUAUCUCUUAAUGAAACCCAAGGCACAGAAGCUCUUUCUGUUAAGAGGGCAACUUUAAACUUUAGUGUAAGAGAAGGCAUUCCAACACACUAGAAUUAUUUUAUAAUAUGACCAGCUUCACCUCAUUUAGAAAGAUGAAGCAAUGAAUUCAAUGAGUGUCAUGUUUAGCAUAUUGUAGGUUAAUGAAACCAGUUUCUAGGCGCACAUUUGGCAUUUUUAUGUCUAACCUAUUCAAAAAUCAAAUCUGCAUGCUUCUGGGCCUGUGCCAGCAUUAGAAGCAGUUCACAUCAUGGUAUCAUAAAUUCAUUAGCCUGUUGCAAACAGAUUACUGUUGGCUGGCCUACAGUGAAACUGGCGGACAUCAGGAUUCAUUGACAGAAUACGUCUUAAUUUGGGAAGAGCCAAUCAAAAAGGUUAGCGAUUUAUAUUCUGUUUGUAGUGCGAAUCUCUGAUCAGGAGGUGUUAUACAGUCUGAACUGAGAUGUAGUUUGAUUUAUAUGGAAUUAAAUGCUGUAGCUUAAUUUUUUUUAAUCUAAUUCCUUGUGAGACAAUGGAAUGUAAAUGGCAUAUUGAUACUAUGUGUGUAUCUAAUGUACCCAUCUGAAUAGUUAUUAAAAUGACACUAACUGCUCUGUAUCUUAAGAGUCCAUCCUCCUUAUAUGAUAUAGUGACCUAUUAAAUAAGUAUAUUAAGAACAUGAAUGUAACAAAAGAGUGUGAGGAUAUCGUACUAAAAUGUUCUUUCAUAUUACUUUUCACUAAAACUUUUUGGAAAAGGGAUAAUGCAAUUUAUAUACACUUUUUGUCAUGGCAUGAAACCUUUUAAUUACAACCAGUUAUAUAAAUAUACCUUCAGCUCUGCAAACGUCUUGAAAGCUGCUUUAGCAGACAUUCAUUAUAGAUGGAGAUUUCUGAAGCUUGGUGCUAUCUCUUUACAAUGUGCAAGCUGCGUGUGCAGAAGAGAGAUUUUUACAAGCAAACAACCAAAAAAAACCUACUGCAGCCACUGGUCCCAGGGAUAAUGAGCCCCACCAGAUGUAGAUCUCCUAAAGUUGGGGGAAAUGGGAGAGGGAAAGGCUUAAAUCACAAUGUGAUACCCAUUUCGCCUCCUGAAAUAAACUAUAACCAAACAUGCACUUUUCAUCAAUUUUGCCAUAAUGUUUAUGGGACUUCUAAACAGUGCCACAGUAGCUGAAAUUCUAAUGUCUCAUGUUCUUGAAUUAGUCUGAGGAGAAGUAACCUCAAAAACUCUGAUGCCUUAUUUAUAUGUAUCACACGCUUUCCUAUGUUCUUUUUUCCCCUUCCCUCUUCUAAUCAUAUCCUAACAUAAGACUUUUUUUUAAUUCAAACUAGUAGAAAUAUCUAAUCUAAUUGUACUUUAACCAAGAAUGAAUUUCCCUGAAGUAGUACAUCAUGUUGAAGUUUCUUAUAUUUUUAAUGUGUGCCUAGCACAACUUAGCCUUGAAAAUAUUAAAAACAAAAUUUAAACAUUAUCUUCAAGAAACCAAAGGCUAGAUAGCUUUUUUUUUUAACUUAAUUUGGGAUAACAAAUACUUUCCACUCAUUGUAGAAAGUGCAUAGACCAUUUCUGUAAAGUACAGAUAAAUCUGAAGACCAUCUUUGUGUAGUCCUAUGAUAAGAUAUUGUAUUAAAUUUAUCAGUACAUUCAGAUUGAUACUGCCUAAUGCAAUAAUAUUUGCUUUCUAUUAUAUACAGUAUUUACCUUUUUAUGGUAUUCUGUAUGACUUCAGUUUCUUAAAUACCAACUAAAACUAGUACCUAGGAAGGCAUGAAUUCUCCAAGGUUUAUUAUUUCUUUGUUUAAAUAAAUUCAGUUGCUUCAGAUACAGCUGAUGUAAUCCAUUGCUCUCAGUAAAAGAAAAACUUUCCAGCUGCGUUUUUGUAUUGUCUGACAGCUGAGUUGAUUUUUGUUUUCUUCCAACUAUGCGUGUGUCAAAUACCAUUAAAUGACAUUUGAUACAGUAUUUGUGUUGAAAUAUUUUGUUUAUCUUGUAAGAUAACAUCUGAGUGAAUAUGAGAAAGCAGUGUCCUGUAUUGUAAUUUUUAAUAAAGCGGAGUAACCAAAAAACAAA